AUCAUCUUACUUCUAUAAAUAUGGUGGCCCUGACAUUCCUCUACUGCUGCUUAAAAUAUUCACAAUGUCCCUAGAAACCCAAACUUACCCUGACAUAUGGAAGACAACAUUCAUUAUGCCUAAACACAAAUCUGGCUCGAAAACUGAAGUCAGUAACUACCGGCCAAUCAAUAUCACACCUAUAGCAUCUAGAAUCAUGGAGAGACUAGUCAAAGAUAACUUAAUCAAACAUAUGCUUAGCUGCAACAUCAUAAGUCCGAACCAACAUGGAUUCCUGAAAUCCAGAUCAUGUUUAACAUGUCACCUAGACUUCUUCAAUUUUGUAACCAGCAGUCGUGACAGACGGCAACUAGUACUUGUCAUCUACUUUGACAUUUCUAAGGCAUUUGACCGUGUUGACCAUUUACUGCUAACAAAUAAACUGAACUCCUUAGGAAUACGUGACCCAUUAUUAGGAUGGCUUAAAUCAUUCCUUAACAAUAGGUCCCAAAUAGUUAAACUCGGGUCUGCAACCUCCAAACCUAGCCCUAUCACUUCUGGUGUAGUACAAGGUAGUGUCAUUGGACCCCUCCUAUUUACACUAUACAUCAAUGACAUAUGCGCUUGCUUCACGCACGGGAAACCAUUCAUCUUUGCAGAUGACCUAAAAGUAGCUUAUACAUUCCAACGUGAUGACUUAGGGAACUUCGAGAAUGUAGUACAGAAGGAAUUAGAUAAAAUGGCUGCUUGGUCGUCCCUAUGGAAUCUCCAAUUUAAUCUGAACAAAUGUGGCUGGAUCUGCUUCGGUGCAC
Trichobilharzia regenti is the source of this 791-nucleotide messenger RNA. Lineage: Eukaryota; Metazoa; Platyhelminthes; Trematoda; Strigeidida; Schistosomatidae. The record is from the annotation of a GenBank genome assembly.